Alternaria arborescens is the source of this 1527-nucleotide messenger RNA. RefSeq names its product Aminopeptidase Y. The transcript is spliced from 3 exons. Gene Ontology annotation, molecular function: aminopeptidase activity; metalloexopeptidase activity. The coding region runs from base 1 to 1527 and encodes 508 amino acids. The record is from RefSeq and is a predicted model, not a curated record. Gene Ontology annotation, biological process: proteolysis. NCBI's taxonomy places the organism in Eukaryota, Fungi, Ascomycota, Dothideomycetes, Pleosporales, Pleosporaceae.
AUGGUCUUCUACUCAGGCUUUGCGCUGUGCGCAGCCAUCACAAGCGCUGCUGCGCUCCAGGUCCCGCUCCUAUCAUCCAGUAACCAAGCGUCACUCGGACAUCCACAUGGAACGAAACCGCUGGUCAACUCCACGGAGCUCCAGGACCUCAUCAGUGGAGACAGAUUGAUGGCGCGCGCUAAGAAGAUGUACGAGAUUGCGAAGCUCGGCGAGGAGGAAUACAACCACCCCACCAGAGUCAUCGGGAGUGCUGGCCACCUUGGAACGCUAUCCUACAUCUAUGAAACUGUCCUUGAGCUUGGCGACUACUACACCAUCACCAACCAGACAUUCCCAGCUGUUUCCGGCAAUGUUUUUGAAUCGCGUCUUGUCAUCGGUGACAGCGUGCCCAAGUCUGCAAGGGCCAUGGGAUUGACGCCAGCCACCAAGGACAAAGAGCCUGUGCACGGUGAUCUUGUUUUUGUUGAAAACGAGGGUUGCCAGGAGUCUGACUUCCCAGACUCCGUAGCCGGCAACAUCGCCUUCGUCAAGCGCGGUGUGUGCCCUUUUGGCACCAAGUCUGAGCAUGCUGGUCGUAAAGGUGCCGUUGCUGCCAUUGUGUACAACUACGAAAAAGAUGCUGUCUCGGGUACCCUCGGAACGCCAUCACCAGAUCACAUUGCCACAUUCGGCCUCUCUGGUGAAGAAGCUGAGCCAAUUUUGAAGAAGCUUGAGAAGGGAAAGCGCGUUGAUGCGAUCGCCUACAUCGACGCCGAAGUGAACACGAUCCUUACCGUCAACAUUGUCGCGCAGACGACAGCUGGUGACCCAGACAAUUGCGUCAUGCUCGGUGCCCACAGUGACAGUGUUACUGAAGGCCCUGGAAUUAACGAUGAUGGAUCAGGUACGAUGUCGCUGCUUGAGGUUGCUACACAACUCACCAAGUUCAACGUGAGCAACUGUGUGAGGUUUGCCUGGUGGGCAGGUGAAGAAGAAGGCCUAUUGGGUUCUGACUACUAUGUCGCCUCUUUGCCCGAGAAGGAGAACCAGAAGAUCCGUCUCUUCAUGGAUUACGAUAUGAUGGCUAGCCCGAACUUCGCCUACCAAAUCUACAAUGCUACAAACGCGCUGAACCCUAAUGGUUCAGAAGAGUUGCGCGAUCUGUACAUCCAAUGGUACAAGGACCAAGGUCUGAACUACACCUUUAUUCCCUUCGAUGGUCGCAGCGACUAUGAUGGCUUCAUCCGAAACGGCAUUCCUGGCGGUGGUAUCGCUACGGGAGCGGAGGGUAUCAAGACGGAAAAGGAGGUUGAGAUGUUUGGUGGAAAGGCAGGAGAUUGGUACGACAACUGCUACCAUCAGCUUUGCGACGAUAUCUCAAACCUCAAUGAGACGGCGUGGGUCGCCAACACCAAGCUCAUCGCACACUCGGUCGCGACAUAUGCGCGUUCCUUCAAGGGUUUCCCGAAGAGAGAGCUAGAGGCCUCAGUCAAGUCUACGGCAUACAGGGAGGAUGUCAAAUAUCAUGGUGAUAAGAUGUUCAUCUAG